AUGACAACUCCCGAUGGAACCAACUCCCCAAAGGCCCAAGAUGUGCAUGGAACUCCGGAUCGUGCACUUAGCACAGCCUCAGGGCCCAUGGAAGUGGAUAGAAGUAAGUGCGAAGUAAACAACACAAUUAAAGAUGGUAGUGAAGUGGUUGUUAAUGGAAAGGCCAAGGCUGGCGAACUGCAUAUGACUGCUACGUAUGCGACCGUCAAGCGCGACGUGGAGAGCUCCUCUGAGACGUCAAGAAAACUUGUGGAUCAAGCGAAGCGCCGACUGCAGAUUCAAAUACGAUUUGUCGAGAAUGCAAGGUUGAGAAUCUUGGAUGAGACUCAUCCGGAUAUGAUUGAAAGACUGCAAGGCCUUGUCGAAGAGCGUGACAAACUGUUGCGUGCGGCCAAACAGCGAAGCGACUAUUUUCAGCGCGGUACCUCAGUAAUCUUUGAGUAUGAGUGUGACGAGGCCAAUUCCGAGUACGAAUUGCAAUGCGAAAAGUUGCGCCAGGAUAUGUUGGACGAGAUCCAUCACGAAAUGGAGAUCCUUCACGACCAGCGGAAGGGUAGCCACAGUCACGCUCGGACAACGACUCGCAAGACACGCAGUACGCGUAAUAAACCUGAAUCAGAUUUGGGUUUUGCCCACGAUACUGCACAGAAAAUAAAAAAACGCGCUGGCGGCUAUGUGUUUCAACCGCUCGAAAAUAAGUUAGGGCAGUUGGAAAUAGACUCCGAUGUGCGAGAGCUCACGACAACUUAUGAAGCCACGAAGAAGCGGCGUAUGGAGAGCGACACCGCAGAUCAGGAAGUCACAUUCGUGGCCAAGUAUUAUCGGAAUAAGUUCUUGUAUCGAGAUUGGAUCUUUCAGGAAGGCGACGAGAUUUAUGUACUCAACUACUCGGCAUCAAGCGAAUAUGCCGCAGUCAUCUGUGGAAUCUCAUCCAUGGAACUACUUGUACUGUCGGAAAAGGGCAAAUUUUAUCGCUUGGUCGUUAUGGAUCUCCGACAGGGCCGUGUCGUGCUCACUACGCUAUCAUCAGAGCAAGCUACUUCGCGAGACGAUCUCGAUGAUGCAAGUCCAUAG
Molecule: messenger RNA, 1074 nt
Organism: Plasmopara halstedii
Lineage: Eukaryota; Oomycota; Peronosporomycetes; Peronosporales; Peronosporaceae
Exons: 3
Coding region: 1-1074 (357 amino acids)
Source: RefSeq, a predicted model, not a curated record